AUGGCAGGAGAGCUCUCUAGACCCCCAGUGUUCCCACAAUGGCAUCUCCAGAACCGUCUGAACGUCACUCCUGAAGCACAAGUGUUCUGGAAGGUCCACAGUGGAGCACCAGUGUUCUGGAAGGUCCACAGUGAAGCACCAGUCUUCUGGAAGGUCCACAGUGAAGCACCAGUGUUCUGGAAGGUCCACAGUGAAGCACCAGUGUUCUGGAAGGUCCACAGUGAAGCACCAGUGUUCUGGAAGGUCCACAGUGAAGCACCAGUCUUCUGGAAGGUCCACAGUGGAGCACCAGUGUUCUGGAAGGUCCACAGUGAAGCACCAGUCUUCUGGAAGGUCCACAGUGAAGCACCAGUCUUCUGGAAGGUCCACAGUGAAGCACCAGUGUUCUGGAAGGUCCACAGUGAAGCACCAGUGUUCUGGAAGGUCCACAGUGAAGCACCAGUGUUCUGGAAGGUCCACAGUGAAGCACCAGUGUUCUGGAAGGUCCGCAGUGGAGCACCAGUGUUCUGGAAGGUCCACAGUGAAGCACCAGUGCUCUGGAAGGUCCACAGUGAAGCACCAGUCUUCUGGAAGGUCCACAGUGAAGCACCAGUGUUCUGGAAGGUCCACAGUGAAGCACCAGUGCUCUGGAAGGUCCACAGUGAAGCACCAGUGCUCUGGAAGGUCCGCAGUGAAGCACCAGUGUUCUGGAAGGUCCACAGUGAAGCACCAAUGUUCUGGAAGGUCCACAGUGAAGCACCAAUGUUCUGGAAGGUCCACAGUGAAGCACCAAUGUUCUGGAAGGUCCACAGUGAAGCACCAAUGUUCUGGAAGGUCCACAGUGAAGUACCAAUGUUCUGGAAAGUCCACUGUGAAGCACCAAUGUUCUGGAAGGUCCACAGUGAAGCACCAAUGUUCUGGAAGGUCCACAGUGAAGCACCAAUGUUCUGGAAGGUCCACAGUGAAGCAUUAAUGCUCUGGAAGGUCAACAGUGAAGCGCCAAUGUUCUGGAAGGUCCACAGUGAGGAAGCAUUAAUGCUCUGGAAGUUCCACAGUGAAGCAUUAAUGCUCUGGAAGGUGAACAGUGACUCAUUAAUGCUCUGGAAAGUCCACAGUGAGGAAGCAUUAAUGCUCUGGAAGGUCUACAGUGAGGAAGCAUUAAUGCUCUGGAAGUUCCACAGUGAAGCAUUAAUGCUCAGGAAGGUCCACAGUGAAGCAUUAAUGCUCUGGAAGGUUUACAGUGAAGCAUUAAUGCUAUGGAAAGUCCACAGGGAAGCAUUAAUGCUCUGA
This is a messenger RNA of Procambarus clarkii (red swamp crayfish), 1269 nucleotides long. The record is from RefSeq and is a predicted model, not a curated record. NCBI's taxonomy places the organism in Eukaryota, Metazoa, Arthropoda, Malacostraca, Decapoda, Cambaridae.